Fragaria vesca subsp. vesca is the source of this 1257-nucleotide messenger RNA. RefSeq names its product putative F-box protein At4g17565-like. The transcript has a single exon. Gene Ontology annotation, molecular function: protein binding. The record is from RefSeq and is a predicted model, not a curated record. NCBI's taxonomy places the organism in Eukaryota, Viridiplantae, Streptophyta, Magnoliopsida, Rosales, Rosaceae. Bases 1 to 1257 code for a protein of 418 amino acids.
AUGUGCACCACCACAAGUAAAAGGAGAAGUAAAAGGAGGAGGCUUUCAAGUGAGUUGUGCACCAACACAAGCACAACCCCAACCCCAAGGCCAAACUGGUCUGAUCUCCAACCUGACCUCUUGGAGUUGAUCUUUGAAAAGCUCCCUGCUGAGGACGCAAUUCGAUUCCCAGCCGUUUGUCAUUUUUGGGAACUCGCUGCAAAAUCAUCUGUUUCAUCCACAUACACACCCUUGUCGCAACAACCACCGAUGCUCAUAUUCCCUAGUCAAGACAUGUCUAGCCGACUCUUGUUCAGCUCUGCAAGGAAAAAGGUUUAUAGCAUUACCAACGAGUUCCCAGAAGAUGACAUUGUGCUUUCGUCACAUGGUUGGUUACUAACGUGUGAAAAGUAUUACAAAGAGUAUACCAAGGUGAUCUAUCUCUUUAACCCGCUUUCUGGUGCUAGAAUUGAACUCCCACCGAUCACUGAUCAGCAUCGACUGCCUGUCCAUAGAGCUGCGAUCUCCGCUGACCCCUCUCGCAACAACAACUUCAUUGUUGUCAUUGUUUUGAAACUACGUGUUGAUGAAACUAGGAUGAUAUUCUUGAAGCAUGGGGACACCGAAUGGAAGGACUUCUGUUGGUUGCAUGACCACUAUGACUGCCAAGUUGAUAUUAUGUUCUAUGAAGACCAGUUAUCUGUAGUGUCUAGCGACCGCAUUGUGGUUUGGGACUUUCGGGAAAAACCCGAUCCCACCAAAAACGAGGAUUUUCCCACCAUAACCAAGGAUUUCCAAAUCUCAGGGUUGAAGAUAGAGAGACAGUGGAACAUGUCCACUUAUAGACUGGAGUCACAAGGUGAUAUAAUGUUUGUGAAGAAAGUUCGAAGGAGAUACUCUUUUCACUUUUAUGUCUACAGAUUAUAUGACGAGGAUAAAACAUGGGAAAAGGUAGAAAGUUUGAUAGGCCGGGCCCUAUUUCUUCAGGAAAAGCUUUCAACAAUGGCAUUAUCUACUCGGAAUUUUCCAACACUACUUGAAGGCAACUCGAUUUAUUUUGUAGAAAUAUAUGAGAAGUUCAAGAAGUCCAAGGAUCCCAGCCGUAAUAUGGCUGAGAUCAGAAUACUACAAUACAACUUGGAGGAUAAGAAGAAGCCUAAAGUGUAUGAAAAGUUCAAAGUGAAGGAAGCAGACCAUUAUCCACCACCUUGGAUUUUACCUAAUCCGGUAUUGCAUGGGGAGAAGAAGCACAAAUCAAGUGAAACUGAAGCUGAUUAG